Onthophagus taurus is the source of this 2214-nucleotide messenger RNA. Its product is annotated as glutaredoxin domain-containing cysteine-rich protein CG31559. NCBI's taxonomy places the organism in Eukaryota, Metazoa, Arthropoda, Insecta, Coleoptera, Scarabaeidae. Gene Ontology annotation, biological process: sensory perception of sound. The record is from RefSeq and is a predicted model, not a curated record.
CAAUAAGAAGAAUGUUAAAACGUUAGACGUCCGUGUAGAGGUCGUUUGGUUGUUGUGAGUAAAAGAAGAGAGAGUGUGUGAGAGACUCAUUGGCGACGCCUCGCGAUGUUCCUCCAACGUGUGCACGUACGAAGACGGUUGUCAUUGAGAAAGCCACUCAGCCACGUUCUUGAGGAGACUGCAACGUUGGCGCAAGUGGCACACCUUCAGUCGUAUCGUAGCCGGUCUACAACGCGGUUUAACAACAGUUAAACGCGAGUAAUAAAAAAAUUUUAAAUAAUUUAAAAAAAAUUCAUAUCGUUAUCAUAAUCGAAAAAUUGAUAAAAAACUUAUAGUGUGAGAUAAGACGCGGGGUCUUAUCGGAGUGGAAAAAUGAAGCAAAUUUCAGUUUCCUCGCCGCCGCCGCCGCUGCCUCCAAAGACCCGUAGCCGAAGUUCCCCACCAGAAGAAGAAACAACGGUACCUGAAAGAUCCGUUGUUGUUACUGGUACUGCUGAUGGUAUUCCUUCAGAUUCCGCGUUCAUCUCGCAUCAACCCGACCUCAACUUAAAUCGUCAUGUUGUUAAAAUCCAUAUUAAUCCAGAAGAAUCAAUAUUAAACGAAGACCCAACAGUUAGUAGCAGCAGUAGUAUUCGGAUAAGCGUUAAUAACGAAGAAAUGAUCGCCACAUCAGGGAUAUCAGAAAUCCAUCAGGAUAAAUCAACGUUUUUUUAUUACGGCAGUGGUUUUAACGGAAUGUCCAGCGGGCAAAUUUCGCCAAGUGAUACCCUCGAUUCGGGUACUUGCAGCGACAUGGACGGAACACCACCACCGUUACCAAAGAAAAAAUCCUCAAAUGGUGUAACCGUAACCUUGAUUCAAUCAACAACAAAUCAAAACAAACGAUUAUUUCAACAGGAAGAUAGCGAUAACGAUAGCAAUAUAAGUUGCGAUUCAUUAAACAGUUCCGAUUCGAAACAAGCAAGCGCGUAUUUACCUCAAGGACUACUUAAAGAUAUCCGGGAAAGGUCGUCGAAGAUAACCACGCAAUCUCAAUCACCAAAUAUCAUCGACGAGGACGAAGAAAACACUAAAAUAUUAGACAAACCGAUCGUUACAAAAGAAAUCAAUAAUUUAAUUAUUACGAAAAAAAUUCAAGUUGACGAAAAUUCGUAUCAAUCGAGGAAAGAAUUGGAAAAGGAAGAUCGACGACUUUCAAAAAUGAUGAUUUACGACACCGAUAAAUACUACAAGUUCCACUUAAACGAGAACGUUAUUGAUCCGGAUGAAGAAAUCGGGAAGACGAAAAAAAAUCAUCCCGACGAUGAGUAUUUUGCGGGAUACAAAGAUUUUUCGGGGGCCGUUGAAGGCCCAAAAACGAUUCGUAGCGCUAAAGGAACGGUGCGAGGUGUUAAGAAUCGUGUUCGAGCCGGUAUCGCGACGUUUUUACAAAUUAACUCAACAGAAAAGACCUAUAAAGAAAAGGAUGGAGGAAAAGUGGUCGUUUACACGACAACAAUGGGAAUCGUUCGUGAAACUUAUAAUUCCUGUGCGAAGGUCAAACAGAUUCUGCGGACACUUCUCGUAAAAUACGAGGAAAGAGAUGUAUUUAUGAGCAGCGAUUACCAGGCGGAGGUGAAAGAGCGCAUGCGUUUGGACCACAUCUCCGUGCCACAGGUGUUCGUCGACGGCCAGUACAUAGGGGAUGCUGAAGCUGUUGAGAGACUCAACGAGUCUGGCGAAUUACGCCUAAUUCUGAAACCUUACAAGAGCAUGGAUGUUUGUACGACUUGCCAAGUAUGUGGUGGAUACCGUUUACUUCCGUGUCCGGUUUGUAAUGGAAGCAAGAAAUCAGUACACAGAAAUCAUUUUACAACCGAAUUCGUCGCUUUAAAAUGUAUGAAUUGCGAUGAAGUCGGACUUGUGAAAUGCAAUUCGUGUUAAAUGUUACAAAAAAAAUCUAAAACAUCUUUAUUUAAAGAACGUUGAUGUUUUUUUCGUGUAAAUAAGUCCAAUUUGUAAAUAAUUAAAUAAUUAUGACUUGUUAAGUUUUUUUUACGUGCAAUCGAAUAAUUUAAAAGAUUUAAUAAAUAGGGAUAAUAAAAUAUUUGGUAAGUAACGGAUGGGACAUAAAAGUAAAUAAAAAUUAGCUAAUUAAGAAGUAUAAUCGGUGAUUUUUUUGUCUAUUCAUUUUAGAAUUGUAGUUGUAAAUAUUUUAGUGUAAUCGAUUAAUUU